Messenger RNA from Coccinella septempunctata (seven-spotted ladybird), 1415 nucleotides. RefSeq lists its product as uncharacterized. The transcript is spliced from 3 exons. The coding region runs from base 280 to 1341 and encodes 353 amino acids. NCBI's taxonomy places the organism in Eukaryota, Metazoa, Arthropoda, Insecta, Coleoptera, Coccinellidae. The record is from RefSeq and is a predicted model, not a curated record.
AUAUAUGGGUUGUGUUAUAAUAAAGAACAAGAACGUUCUAUUCUAUGUUGAUUUGAUCAGGUCAUGCGUGAUGGGAUGACGCAUGACCAACAUGUAAUGAGAAGUGUUAACGAGAUUUUGUACAGUGUAGAGAGUCCAGAAAUAAAGAUAUAGAAAACGCUCCAGAGUUUAAUUAAUAUUACUCAUAAUAUAUAAUAUAUUAUAAAGUGAACAUCUUACAUGGUGUCAGGUGUUAAACCAAUAAUAAUAUACAUAAUUUUGUCAUAAGAUUGCCGAGAUAUGGAAGGAUUUAGAAUUCCUCCCACGAUGGACUUCAACGGGAACACGUGCCAUAACUGGUCUAUAUGGGAACAAAAAUUUGAUAUCUAUAUGCUGGCUGCUGUAGAUACCACCGAUAUAAAGGAACAAAAGAAAGUGGCUAUCUUUCUAAAUCUGAUUGGUGAGCAAGGCGUUGAAAUAUUUAACACUUUGAAUCUGAAAUUGGAAUUAUCGACCUUGAAAGACGUUAAGGCGGCAUUCCAGAAAUACUGCGAUCCGAAGAAGAAUAUUAUUUUCGAUCGAUACAAAUUUCUCUCCUGCAAUCAAAAAGAAGGCCAAAGUAUUUCGAACUAUAUUACCGAAAUCAAAACUUUAGUCAAAGUUUGUGAAUACCAGGAUGAAGAUGAAAUGAUUAGGGACAAGAUAAUCUUGGGAAUAAAGGACAACAACCUACGUGAGAAGUUGCUCCAGUAUGAAAACCUUUCAUUAAAGAAAACUGAGGAAAUUUGCAACGUCACAGAAGUUAGCCGGAAACAGGCAGAGGCGAUGAUCAAGGAAGAGAAGACUCCGGAGGUAGACACGAUAAAUAGGAAACCGAGAAAUAAGAUAAGUGAAUUUUCUAACGUAAACAGUAAUAACCUAAAAAUUUGUAACAAAUGUGGUUUAAAGCACUUUAAGUUCAAAUGUCCAGCAUUUGGAAAAAUCUGUGCAUAUUGUAAAAAACCAAAUCACUUUGCAUCUUGUUGCUUUUCAAAAAGAACUCGUAAAAAUGUGAAGAAUAAAUUCGAAGUUGAGACUACAUCAUUUCAUGAAGAUGAUGUUAAUGAUGAUUUUUUUAUUGAUAGCUUGGAAAGUAGUCAGUUAAAUUCUGGUAAAAGUAAGAAUGCAUUGUUUGAAAAUGUUAAGAUAAAUAAUAAUGAUGUUUUGUUUAAAUUAGAUUCUGGUGCUGAAUGCAACAUCAUCCCAACUAAGGUUUACUUCCACUUAGGUUCAGUAGAAGAAUUAUCGAGUGCAAGGGUAACACUGAUGGCCUUUGGCAGAAAAAUGGUCAAGGUAAAUUUCCUGGUAAACCAUGCCACUUAAAGCUUAAGGAAAAUGUAAUUCCUGUUGUUCACUGUGCUCGAAGAAUUCCAAAGAAACUGUUAGCUGAGCUCAAG